UCCCAACAGCCUAUGAGCAUAGAAGCCAUGCUAGAUUUGGAAAGGAAGGAGGUGCUCGCGCUGCUGGAGAGCAGUCCUAAGGUGAGCACCUCGCCCGAGGGCAAUCGACGCUCGGCCUCUCCGUACUCGAACCCGCGGUCCCCCGUGAGGAGCAUGCUCGACAUUGACGAUGGCACUCCGUCGUCAGCAGCGGCCCAUAGGAGCCCCAGCCGCCAGCCGCCCGUACGGAGCAUGCUAGACAUGUCCGGCCCGACGGGGCCGUACUCCUCCAAGAACAUCGGCGGCGGCAGCAGCACGACACCCAGCACGCCCGUGGGCGACGGGCCUGCCGACCGGUCGUCGAGCCCUGCCGCACAUGCGCAGCACCACCGCAGCAUGUCGGACGCGGCAUCCAGGGUGUCGGACAUGCCCCGCAACGACCCCACGUCCGGCUACCAGUUCUCCGGCAUACUCAACGCCCUGGGCGGCGGAUACCAGCAGCAGAUGCCCCUGCGCGCCGUGCGCACCAGCCGUUCCCAGAGCAGGGGAGGCUCCCUGGGCGAGGCCCUCCGCAACAGCGACCUCGGCGGCCUGCAGGUCCCCGGCGAGCGCCGUGGCCGCAACUCGUCCCUCGGCGGCAGCGCCGGGGCCGGCCUGGCGAGUCGCCUCGGCAACAAAUCCAAGUCCCCCCACGGCCGCAUCUCCAGCCGCUCUGGGUCCCCCUCCACAUUCGGCUCGGCCCAGUCGCCGGUGGCGGGCAAGGGAUACCUCGACGACGGCCAGACGUUCAACAUCAGCGACGCCUACCGCCGCCUGUCGGACGCCAACCUUGCCUUCUCCACCGGGAGCCUGUCGCAGCUGCCUGGGCGCAAGCAGCCCAACAGCCCGGGGGAGGGCCGGCUGGCCAAGGAUUAUCUCGGUCCGGAUGGGGAGUAUCUUGGCUCUAGUGAAGAGGAUGAGGCCUACUCGACCGAUGAUGAGAACCGUGGCCGUAAGAAGGAGCCGAGGAGGCUCAACCCCGACGCCAAGGGUGAGAGGAAGAGCCUCAGCCUCCUUGCCGUGGCAGAGGAAGAACGUAAGUGCGGGUGGCGGCGCUAUCACGGGAAGCAUGCGACGAGGACGAGGGUGCUGACAAGCUUCGGCGGCGAAACGACAACAGGAUCCCAGAUUGCCAAGGCUCAUCAGUACCGGUCGCUGAUCCCGGAGCCGGAGAUCAAGGUGACGAGCUCGACGGGGGAGACGGCCAAGCUGUCCAAGGUGGCGGUGCACCCGCACACGAGCUACGACCACAAGCCCGGGUCGGCGACCCCCUCGGCCAUCGACUCGGACGAGGAGGCCGACUUCCGGGAGAUCAAGCGGGCGCAGAACCUGUCGUUCACCAUGACCAACAUCCUGUCGAACAACGAGGCUCACCGGGCGGUGCGCAUCAUCUACCGCGGCGAGUACAGCAAGAUUGCGCAGACGGCGGACGAGGAGCACCGGCGGCUGCGCAAGUACCUGGUGGCGACGGACCUGAGCGAGGAGUCGACUCACGCGCUCGAGUGGGCCAUCGGCACGGUCCUCCGAGACGGCGACACGCUGGUGGCCAUCUACUGCGUGGACGAGGAGACGGGCAUCACGGCGGCCGACGGCGGCGUGCCCAACGACCCGAAGGCCAUGAAGGAGCAGGCCACGGCCAUCAACACGAUCGCCAGCUCCAAGUCGGCGUCGGGCAGCCUCCUCCAGUUCAUGGGCGGCGAGUCGGCCAGCAACACGCCCCGGGGGUCCCCGGCGCCCAGCGGGCCCCGCGCCGGCGCCGGUGCCGGCGGGCCCGAGUACAACAAGGCCGAGGAGGAGAGGCAGCGCGCCGUCCGGGACAUCACCGACCGCGUGCUCAGGCUGCUGAGGAAGACGCAGCUCCAGGUCAGGGUGGUGGUCGAGGUGAUUCACUGCAAGAGCCCCAAGCAUCUCAUUACGGAGGUGAUUGACCUCGUCAGCCCGACGCUGGUUGUUAUCGGAAGCCGGGGGCGGAGUGCUCUAAAAGGCGUCAUCCUUGGCUCCUUUUCCAAUUACCUGGUGACCAAGAGUUCGUCGCCGGUCAUGGUGGCGAGGAAGAAGCUCAGGAAGCAGAGCAAGUUCAAGAAGACGGCGGUUCGACAGGUCAACAAUCUCAGCAACCCGACAGCGCGUAGCCUUACGCAUGCCAAGAUUGAUUAG
Molecule: messenger RNA, 2175 nt
Organism: Geosmithia morbida
Lineage: Eukaryota; Fungi; Ascomycota; Sordariomycetes; Hypocreales; Bionectriaceae
Product: Universal stress protein family
Exons: 2
Source: RefSeq, a predicted model, not a curated record